This is a messenger RNA of Diabrotica balteata, 8441 nucleotides long. Lineage: Eukaryota; Metazoa; Arthropoda; Insecta; Coleoptera; Chrysomelidae. The record is from the annotation of a GenBank genome assembly.
AUGGCCUUAUCUCUUAGAAUUAAUAUUAUCGACGAAAACGUUACGAAAACUAUCGUUUUCGAUCCUGCAACGACUGUACAUGAUGCCUGCCGAAUCAUUCGAGAUAAAUGUACAGAGGGUGAACAAUCUAAAGACUAUGGACUCUUCCUUACUGAUGAAGAUAACAAAACGGGGGUGUGGUUAGAGCCUGCACGGAAUUUAGAGUACUAUAUUUUAAGAAAUGGAGACCUGAUUGAGUACAGAAAAAAGCUGCGACCUCUUAGAGUUAAAAUGUUGGACGGUGCGGUAAAAACCAUGAUGGUGGACGAUUCACAAAUAAUAGCAAACCUUAUGGUCGUCAUUUGCACAAAACUGGGAAUAACGAACCACGACGAGUACUCACUCGUUUUAGAAGAUCUGGAAAAUCAAGAAAACAUAGACAACCGCAACUACGGCACCCUUACUUUAAAACGAAAGAAAGAGGAAAGAGAAAGAGACGCAAAAAUGGAACAAUUGCGUAAGAAGCUACACACAGACGAUGAGGUCAAUUGGCUUGAUCCCUCUAAAACAUUACGUGAACAGGGAAUUGAUGAAAUGCAAACGGUGUUGCUUAGGAGGAAGUUUUUCUAUUCAGAUCAGAAUAUCGACUCCAGAGAUCCUGUACAGUUAAAUCUGCUGUAUGUACAAGCUAGAGAUGCGAUAUUGCAAGGAACUCAUCCAAUUACACAAGACAAGGCUUGCGAGUUUGCAGGGCUUCAAUGCCAAAUACAAUUUGGAGAUCAUGUGGAAUUAAAACAUAAACCUGGAUUUUUAGACCUUAAAGAAUUUCUGCCACAAUCCUACACAAAAAUAAAAGGUAUAGAAAAGAAGAUCUUCUCCGAACACAAAAAACAACAAGGCCUUAGUGAACUAGACGCCAAAGUCAAAUACACCAAAAACGCUCGUUCCCUUCGAACCUACGGAGUAACGUUCUUCCUGGUUAAAGAAAAGAUGAAAGGAAAGAACAAACUAGUUCCCCGAUUACUCGGUGUAACCAAAGAUUCUGUUUUGCGUCUGAACGAGCAGACCAAAGAAAUUCUACAGACCUGGCCAUUGACGCAGGUGAGAAGAUGGGGAGCUAGUCCAAACACUUUCACCCUGGACUUCGGUGACUACUCCGAUCAGUAUUAUUCAGUACAAACGACGGAAGCAGAGCAAAUCCAGCAGAUUAUAGCCGGGUACAUUGAUAUCAUCUUAAAGAAACAACAAGCUAAGGAUCAUUUUGGUAUCGAAGGAGAUGAGGGAUCUACUAUGUUUGAAGAAAAUGUUGCUAAACAGAAAGCAACAAUUUUGCAACACGAAUCUAGCAAGAUUGGCAGAACCAGUAUUGAAUCUUUGGCCAAACCAGCAGUUAUGAGAGCGGCUGAUGCCGAGAAAACUUUUACAAUGGGUGUCAUGGGUGGUCCUAUGCAGACCACAGUAAGUGGCUCUGUCAAUGUUGGUCAUGCUCCUCCAACGACUACCAACAUGCAGCAAACAAAAAUAACAAUGAUAAUAUCAGAACCACAACGUGCGCUAUUAUCAACAAUUUCUGCAACGCAGUCCAGAAUCAAAGAAUCCGAAAUCGAGCUUGAAGCGAGAGCACAUGUUCCAGAAUUGGGAACAGAUCCAGCUGCAAAGAAAUGGAAGCAAGUUACUUUGGAUACGAAGAAACAAAAUGUCGGAUCGCAAAUAGCUGCCAUGAGUGCAGCUACUGCUCAAGUAGUUACUCUCACGUCUGGACCGCAAGAUGAAGUGGAUCAUACUGCUGUUGGAGCUGCCAUAACAACAAUCGGUAGUAACUUACCGGAAAUGACCAAAGAUGUCAAGAUGAUAGCGGCCUUGAUGGAUGAUGGAAGCAUGGGAGAGAAAUUGCUGGAUGCCACAAGAAAGCUCUGUUUUGCUUUUAGUGAUUUGUUGAAAGCUGCAGAACCUGAAUCGAAAGAGCCAAGACAAAAUCUGCUCAACGCUGCUUCUAGAGUUGGUGAAGCUAGCACCCAAGUUCUUGCUACCAUCGGUGAAGAUACCGUUGAAAAUAAAGAAUUGCAAGAUAUGCUUUUAUCUUUGGCCAAAGCUGUAGCAAACACAACUGCUGCUUUAGUUCUUAAGGCCAAAAACAUAGCUUCCACGUCUGACGACCAACAAACACAAAACCGAGUAAUAGGUGCUGCCACCCAGUGUGCAUUGGCUACAUCACAACUCGUCGCUUGUGCAAAAGUUGUUGCUCCAACCAUACAUUCACCAGCUUGCCAAGAACAAUUGACCACCGCUGUCAGAGAGGUAGCCAAAGCCGUCGAAAAUCUGGUUGCUGUAUGCAAUGAGUCAUGUCCAAAUGAAGAUUUGAACAAUCAACUGAAGGUUGCAGCUUCAGAUGUUACCCGUACAUUGAACGAUCUUUUAAAUCAUAUGAAAUUGGCUGGACGGGAAAGAGUUAGAGAAACCAUUCAAGAACAUAGUGUCGAAGAGAUUUACACAGCUACUGAUAAACUAUCAGCAGCUUCUGGUGAUGCCAAUGAAAUGGUGCGACAAGCUAGACGUCUCGGACAAGCCACAGCACAACUUAUUCAGAGUAUCAAAGGCGAGGCCGAAAAACUGCCCGACUCUGAUAUACAACGCCGUCUAUUGGCGGCCGCUAAAACUUUAGCUGAUGCUACUGCCAAGAUGGUAGAAGCUGCCAGACAGUGCGCUAGUCAUCCAACUGAAAUAGUGUAUCAGGACCAACUUAGAAAAACUGCGGAAGACCUUAGAGACGUCACUGUUGUCGCUGCUACCACUCCAGCACUUCGAGCAAAAUUGGUGGACAGAGUUCAAAUUUGCGCUAGAAAGGCCGCAGCUUCUGCUACUCAAUGUAUCAAUGCAGCACAGGCAAGCCACCCCUACAAUACAAACGCCGUUACCAGAGAAACGCUUAGCCAAGAUACUGUUGAAUUGGGUGAAACUAUACCUCUGUUAGUAGAGUCUAUCAAAGCCAAUGUUCAAAAUGCUGAAGAUACUACAGGCCAGGUCGAAUUGAUGUACAUUGCAGAAGUGUUUUUACAUCCAGCUACACAAUUCAUACAUUCUUCUCAAUCAGCUUUGCCAACUUUGACAGAACAUUCUGUUCGUGAGCAACUGUCCAGUAGCACACAAAAAUUCAACUCGGAAAUAAGUGAAUUACACAGUGCCAUCAGUAGGGCUAAACCAGCUUGCCAAGGUCUAGGAAUGGACGCAGCACAACAGCUGAUAGCAGACCUUCAAGAAGAACUUAACGAAUUCGAACGAGCUGUAGAUGCUUGCAGGUUAAGGCCAUUACCGAAUGACACCGCUGAAAGAGGUGCCUUACAACUAGCUGCCAGUAGUAAACUAGUCAAUCAAGGUAUUGCUCAAUUACUAAGUGCUGCAGCUCAGGGCAACGAAAUGUACACAUCUCAAGCUGCGAGAGACACAGCUCACAGCCUUAGAAAUCUCACGAACGCUAUUCGUAUUGUUGCUGCUACUUCGGAUAAUCCCGAAGUACAAAGAAGAGUAAUAAAUUCCGGUCAGGACGUAUUAAUUUUAUCUUCGAAACUCGUCAACGAAGCUCAAAAGAGUUUGUCGACUGUUGGAGUUACUCCUGGUCUACAGAAAGCUGCUAAAGAUAUGUCUCAAGCUUUGAAUUCUGCUGUUAGUUGUUUGCCUGGUCAGAAGGAUGUUGAUACAUCAAUAACUAACAUUAUAGAGUGGUCGUCAAUGGUAACAACAACCAAUUUGCCACAAACAAAGAAGAGUUAUGGAGAAUUGCAGCAUGAAUUAAACACAGCUGCCGCAAACCUGAAUGAAGCCAGCUCUAGCGUUGUAGAAUCUGUUUAUAGUCCAAUACAGUUAGCGUCUACAUCUAGGGACUUUGCCUCUGCUUACCAAGACUUACUUAACGUUACUAUGGAGAUGGCAGGACAAACUCCAGAUGUAUCAGUAAGAGGUGAAAUGGUGCAUUCAUUAAAAACAGUAUCGACUUCCUCCAGUACUCUCUUGACAACUGCUAAGGCUCUUUCGGCAGAUCCAAAUCUCCCUAAUGGUAAAAACCAACUUGCAGCUGCAGCUAGAGCUGUUACAGACAGUAUCAAUCAUCUAGUCAAUGUCUGCACUUCAGCUGCACCAGGCCAAAACGAGUGUGACAAUUCUAUCAGACAAAUGAAGGCAAUGAGAUACUUACUCGAGAAUCCCACAGAACCAAUUAAUGAUUCUUCGUAUUAUGAGACGCUUGAUACUGUUAUAGAGAAGAGUAAAGUGCUAGGUGAAGGCCUGACUGGUAUAACAACUAGUGCCAAAGCUUCGGAACACGAAAAGUUCACAGACUAUGUCAAAAGUUACAGUAAUGCUAUCUGUUCGAUGAUUGAAACAUCUGCUCAAGCUGCUUACUUGAUUGGUGUGUCAGAUCCUUCGAGCAUAGCUGGUCGCCCCGGCUUAGUAGAUCAGGCACAAUUCGCAAGAGCUUCCCAAGCUAUUCAUCAAGGAUGUGCAGCCCUUUCGUCGCCAACGAGUCCCCAGAAACAGGUUCUAGAAGCUGCUACUCUUAUCGCCAAACACACCAGUGCCUUAUGUAAUUCUUGUAGGAUAGCCAGUUCUAAAACUACCAAUCCUGUUGCCAAGAGACAGUUCGUCCAAAGUGCCAAAGCUGUAGCUAAUAGUACAGCUGCUCUGGUGAAAGAGAUCAAAGCUCUAGAUGCUGAUUAUUCUGAGGAAAAUAGAAUUAGGUGUGCUGAAGCUACAAGACCUCUGCUAGAUGCCGUUGAAAAUCUUUGCGUAUAUGCCAGCUCCAGCGAAUUCGCAACCAUCCCUGCAAAAAUACCUCCCGAAGCUCGCCAUGCCCAACAACCCGUUGUCGAUUCAGGCGUAAACUUAUAGACACUUCCUGUGCCGUCAUUAACGCAACAAAAAAUCUGAUUAUCAUGCCCAAGGAUCCUUCAACGUGGCAACAUUUUGCUGGUUGCUCCAAAAAUGUGUCUGACGCCAUCAAACAGCUUGUUGUUAAUAUAAAAACUGAAGCUCCCGGAAAGUCAGAAUGCGAAGCUGCUGCUCAAAUUAUUAGCAAUCACUUGAAAACGUUGGACGCUGCCUAUAUGGAUGCAGUGUCUCAAUCUUUAGCUCCGAGAAGAGCUGCCACGCUUCCAGUUUACAGUCAACAAGUCGAAAGAUCAGCUGCUGGACUCUUCGAUACAAUUGAACCAUUAAAACAUGCUGCCAAAUUUGAAGCUGAAAAUAUAGGUCACGCCAUUAACCAACUGGUACAGUACUUUGAACCGUUAGUAGAAAGUACAAUCAGUGCUGCCUCUAACCUGAAUAACUCCAAACAGCAGGAACAGAUCCUCGACCAAGCAAAGUCUGUAUCCGAAGCUGCCCUGCAUUUCAUCUACGCUACCAAAGAUUGUGGUGGAAAUCCAAAAGCAGUUAACAUUCAUCCAGAUAUUGACGAAUGUGCCAACUCCAUUAGAGAUAAUCUACAAGAUCUAGUAACCAGCCUUGAAGCGAUUUCUACACAAAGUGGUAUAGUGUCUGGUGUUGUUGAUAAUCUCACAAGAGCCAUGACUCGAUUGUCAGAUAGUCGUGCUUCCCUAAUAUUAUCUGAUGGUGAUAUCGGAUUCGUUGAUUACCAAACACGAAUGGUGGACUGUGCGAAGAGUAUAGCUAAAAUCGCCGGAGAAAUUGCCAGUAAAGCUGCCACUGACCCUCAGAAGGUGGCCCAAUUAUCUGCGGAUCUUGCGCACAAAUAUGCACAAUUAUCUGGCGAUAGUAUUGGAGCUGCUGCAGCUGCCACUAAUGCCGAAGUUGCAAUCAGACUAAGGGAAGUUGUUCAACAACUGGGUGGCGCCUGCGUAGAACUUGUCCAAACAGGAGGCCAGUGCUUAGUCCGAAAAGAUGACGUACUCUUGCGAGAAGUGGGAGAUUGCUCUCGCAACGUAACGGAGAAAGUUUCCCGUGUUCUUGCCACUCUACAAAACGAGUCCAGAGGUACACAAGCUUGCAUCAACGCCGCUUCCACUGUAUCUGGUAUCAUCGGCGAUUUAGAAACUACUAUUAUGUUUGCUACUGCCGGAAACCUCAAUCCCGAAAGCGAACAUGAAUCGUUUGCUAAUCACAGAGAGAAUAUAUUGAAGACUGCUAAGGCGUUGGUAGAGGAUACUAAGACUUUGGUAGCUGGUGCAGCUUCAUCACAAGAACAACUGGCUGUAGCUGCUCAAAAUUCUGUUGCGACCAUAGUACAAUUAGCCGAAGUAGUGAAAUUCGGAGCAGCCAGUUUAGGCGUUGACAAUCCAGAUUCCCAAGUGAUGCUGAUCAACGCAGUACGUGACGUUGCUAGUGCUCUUGGUGAUCUGAUCCAAGCUACUAAGGCUGCUAGCGGCAAGCCCAUUAACGAUCCGGCCAUGGCUCAUUUAAAAGACAGUGCAAAGGUUAUGGUUACGAAUGUUACCUCAUUGCUUAAGACCGUCAAAGCAGUAGAAGAUGAACAUACCAGAGGUACCAGGGCUCUGGAAUCCACAGUAGAAGCCAUUGGACAGGAAAUGAAGUCAUUGUAUUCAAGUGAUGGCUACAGACAAGGAGUUACAGCAGAAGACUUAAUACGCUGCACCAAAGCCUUAACGAACGCAACAGCAAAAUGUGUUUCAGCUGGUAUUAGCAACAAACAAGACGACAUCAUUGCAGCCGCCAAUCUCUCCAGAAAGGCCAUCUCCGACAUGUUAAUAAUUUGCAAAAGUGCCGCCUACAGCUUGGCUGAAACUCCAGAAUUAAGAACAGAAACCUUGAAUGCCGGACACGAUUGCGCGAAACAAUUCAGAGAACUUUUGCUCCUUAUCUUGCGAGACAGCGGCUCGACUGAAGUCAAACAAAUUUUACCUUUGACGUCGAGAAAGAUUGCCCAGAGCGUUACCGAACUACUGAGUGUAGCAAAGAGGCUUAAAGGAUCCGAUUGGGUUGAUCCAGACGAUCCUACAGUUAUUGCUGAGAAUGAGUUGCUUGGGGCAGCCGCUUCCAUUGACGCUGCUGCUAAGAAAUUGGCCAGUCUUAGACCCAGACAAAAUAUUAAGACUCAAGACUUGGAUGAGUCGUUGAACUUCGACGAAAUGAUUCUAGAAGCCGCCAAAUCCAUCACAGCCGCAACCUCGGCACUUAUCAAGGCUGCCAGUGCUGCCCAACGUGAAUUAAUAGAUGCAGGAAAGAUGUCUGGUACGCCCGUUUCAUCAUCCGACGACGGCCAAUGGUCAGAGGGUCUGAUAUCAGCUGCCAGAUUAGUUGCAGCUGCAACACACAGUCUUGUAGAGAGUGCAAAUGCUCUAGUUCAAGGACUGGGCAGUGAAGACAAGCUAAUAGCGGCCGCUAAACAGGUGGCGAGUUCCACUGCUCAACUUUUGGUAGCGUGUAAGGUAAAAGCAGAAGGUGAUACAGAAGCAACCAGAAGGUUACACGCUGCUGGUAAUGCUGUAAUAAGAUCUACCGACAAUUUGGUAAGGGCCGCUCAACGAGCAAAGAGUGUGGAAGAGGAAAGAUACUUGAUUUUGAAUAAGAAAAUGGUUGGUGGAAUUGCCCAAGAAAUUAACGCAAGAUCUGAAGUACUGAAAAAAGAGAGGGAAUUAGAAGAAGCACGUAAUAAACUCAGUGCUAUUCGUCAAGCAAAGUACAAAUUGAAAGGAUACGAUACUUCAGGGGAUGACACCGAUGGUUACAUUAGUUCAGCAGCCGAAAUGGAUUCAUCUUCAAUGAGGUACAACCAGAGCUAUGACUACCAAUCUCAUUCGAGCCCCCACCAGAGAUACUAUCAAGAUAAUUAUUCCCAAUUAGAAAGCCCUGAGAAAGUUAAUUCCCUCGAACGAAACAAAAAAAUCCUAAAAUCUCAAAUAAAGGACCUUGAUACGGCGACAUACGGUUCAACCAAUACUUAUGGACAGCAAGAUUAUAAUUCAUAUUUGCCGACCUCUCCCAGGUUUUACCCGAAAGACACUUACACAAGCACUCCUAGUCAUGUGAGAAGUUACGAACCUCAAAAAACAGAUUCGUAUUAUCCACCCGUAGACACAAACACGAAGUAUUACUCAGAUGGAUACUCGAGCUCUGAAUAUAUGACCAACAGUUACAAAACCCCGGAAGGCUACAAAGUGAAUACGUACAAAUACGAAAGUUAUCAAGCGCCUCCACAACAGACGUAUUCUUCUAGCAGCGAAAAGUACUACACCAGUGCACCAGCUGUUAUUUCUCCAAGAGACAAAAAGACCUUUGAAACCUUCAAAAACGGUUCAGAUUCACAGUACUCAACUCAGUAUGCAACGAACGUCGAGUAUAUUAACGAACCUCCAGUAUUUCGAGACGACGAUACAUUAGAACAAAAAAUGUUGAAAAAAUCUAUUACUCAACAAAUCAUCGAGAAGAAGACCGUAUCCGUGACGAAGAGCAGUAAGGAAGAGUCAUCUACAAAGAGUUUUAGAUUUGAAUGA